UGUUGAAUGGAAAAUAUGAAUGAAUACAGUCAUGUCGAUAAUCGAUUGGACAUCACUCGCAGUGGACACAGACGUCGGACUAGUGCGGUCGUGUUUGGUAUUUCGUAUUGUGCCGCCGCGUUCCGUGGUCGAAUGUUAAUGAAUGGAAAAUAUGAUUAUAAUAGGUGGGCGGCGUGGUCGGCCAUGGGGUGCUUUGGCUCACCAGGUGGUAAGAGCGGCGGCGAGGGUGACGACCUCAAGUCGCAGAAGCGCCGUAGUGAUGCUAUCACCAGGCAGCUGCAGAAGGAUAAGCAGCUGUAUCGCGCAACGCACCGACUGUUAUUACUGGGCGCCGGCGAGUCCGGCAAGUCGACGAUCGUCAAGCAGAUGCGGAUUCUGCACGUGAACGGCUUCUCGGACAAGGAGCGCCGGGAGAAGAUCGAGGACAUCAAGAAGAAUAUUCGAGAUGCGAUACUAACAAUCACGGGUGCAAUGAGCACCCUGACCCCUCCUAUUCCACUUGAAAAGCCGGAGAACAAGGCGCGCGUGGAUUAUAUACAGGAUGUAGCGUCGCAGCCCGACUUCGACUACCCGGCAGAGUUCUACGAGCACACGGAGGCGCUGUGGAAGGACCAGGGCGUCCAGCGCACGUACGAGCGGAGCAACGAGUACCAGCUCAUCGACUGUGCCAAGUAUUUCCUGGACCAGGUGCACAUAAUAAAGCAGCCGAACUACACUCCGACGGAGCAGGACAUACUCCGCUGCCGAGUGCUCACCUCCGGCAUAUUUGAGACGCAGUUCGUCGUCGACAAAGUCAAUUUCCACAUGUUCGACGUGGGCGGGCAACGCGACGAGAGGCGCAAGUGGAUCCAAUGCUUCAACGAUGUAACGGCGAUCAUCUUCGUGACCGCGUGCUCCUCCUACAACAUGGUGCUCCGCGAGGACCCCACGCAGAACCGCCUGCGGGAGUCGCUCGAUCUAUUCAAGAGCAUAUGGAAUAAUAGAUGGCUCCGCACGAUAUCGGUGAUCCUGUUCCUGAACAAACAGGAUUUGCUGGCGGAGAAGGUGAUGGCGGGGAAGUCGCGGCUGGAGGAGUAUUUCGCGGAGUUCGCGCGCUACCAGACGCCGCCCGACGCAGCGCCCGACCCGCGCGACCCGCCCGACGUCGCGCGCGCCAAGUAUUUCAUCCGCGAUGAGUUCCUGCGCAUCAGUACGGCGAGCGGCGACGGGAAGCACUACUGCUAUCCGCACUUCACGUGCGCCGUUGACACUGAGAACAUCAAGCGCGUGUUCAACGACUGCCGCGACAUCAUACAGCGCAUGCACUUGCGCCAGUACGAGCUACUCUAACGCUCGUACUCACGCCACUACGCACCACCGACAAAGUCAGGAGAAGCGCAUAACGAGCACCGCCGGCGGCGGUUCCCGACCUCAACCAUAUGACACCAAUGUCCGAACACGGCACAGCAAUAUUUACACAUGAAUUAUAUUUGUUGUUGUAUACAUUACAUGUAUUACUAAUGUGUUAUAUUUAGGGGUCUAGGACGCGCCAGUAUGCUGUCAGAGUGGUACUAAGUGUAGAGUGCAAGCUUCGGUCAGUGCUUGAUUUGAAAUGUGAUAUUCGUCACAGAAACAUGUACAACAUAGACAAAAUGUACACUUUAUAAUUUGAUGGAUUUAUUUACUGUUGUCCACAGAGUUCUUAUAAUUUGAUGGAUUUAUUUACUGUUGUCCACAGCGUUCUUAUUUAAUAAAUAGAUAAUAAAUAAUCAUGAUAAUAAUAUUUAUAUUGUCUAAAUAAUUUUUAUUUCUUAAAAGAAAUUACUAUUGAAAAUAUUAUAACAACGCCAUCUAGUAUCAAAUUAAGGAAAGCUUGUACUAUAGGUACUACAAUUUAUUUUUUCGUAACACAUAUAUCACAUACGUGUAAUAUAUAGAAAACACCCAGAAUAAACAAAUAUUAUGCAUGUUUGUAUUGUGUGGGCAUUGAUCCUGUAACUAUUGGAAGGUUAAUCAUGUUACUGUACAAUGACUUAAAUUGAGUACUGGCCGAAAAGAAUCUGUAACAUACAGGCCUCACUUACGUCAGGUACGACAGUGAUGGUCACUGUAAGGGGUAUCUUUUGACAUUCAGGUGACAAAGUUGCGACCUUUUCACCAGUACCACGUUGAAAAAAAUUUUGCCACAGUGUUGACAUGUUUUUAUAUUAUAUCUUUGACAUUUUUUUGUUUAUAUUUUAUGUAAGAGUGUGUGUAUUUGAAAAUAUGUUUUAAAAAGUUACACCUAAGUCACAUACAGCUAAUAAUAAGUAUAUGAAUAUGUAUACCAUUCAAAGUUUUGAGAAUGAUUAAUUUGCAAAUCAUUUAUAGUUGUACAAUAUUUAAUUUUUUAUUUUAAACAUUUUGAAGUAACUUAUGAUAAUUUAUAUUAUAUAUAUAUUACUGUACUACGGUGCAUAAAAAGAUGUCAAAACUAUGACCAAUAUUUAUUUAAUCCUGACUACGCAGCAUACUCGUGCGUUAGGCCUCCUUCAGUGGUCUGAAGUUAGCUUCGGCUAUAGAGUGACCACACUUACUGUGAUUUCUAUUGCAUAGAGGGCAUCGAUCGACGUUUUAUAUACAAUAAUGAAUAUUGUAUCGAAUGACAAAUAUAUUUUUUAUUAUCUGUUAUUUGAUGUGACACUGGCAUAAAUCUAGAUUUAUUUGUACUUGUGGCGAAUACUGGCGGCCUCUCACCUGAUGGAAAGAUGUUAAAAUAAAUUCAAAACCAAAGAUAAUCUUCCAAUAUUUUUUUUUCUAUUAAAUUAUUUUGAAAUUUAUUGUUGAUAUUGUGUGAGUGGGACGUCGUAAAUUCCAUGUUUUUUUUUUUUUAUAAAAUUGUCGAGCGAUGCCGUCCUUAGCCCAAAAUGUCGUUUGCAUGGUGUUUCCGAACGGUUUCGCCGUUCCCGAUACUGGCAACUAUUCGUCGUUUAUAAUUAUGUAAUGCGCUUCACUACGUUCUAAAUUCGAAUGAACUUGGAUAUUUUUUAUUUCGAGUUUUAAUCACUUGUCGAAUGUAAGCGCAGAAAUUGUAUGAAUAGAGCUUUUAUUGUGUUUGAAUUAUUUAAAAAUGUUUUAUUAUAAUGUUUUUAGCGGUGGUAGUGAUGUGCCGUCGACAGCGGGUCCAUGGGUUGUGACGAUUACGUUCGACUUGUAUCGGUUUGUAGUGCCAAUCGCGGAUGGUUUCAAGAGACCUACUAUAAUUUUAUAUUUCUACGCUAUUAUGUGAUUAACUUAGAAAUGUCAAACUAUAGUUAGUUUAUAUGAAUCCAAGGGUAGUAUAACCUUAAGCUGCCAGGGAUAAGACGGGUGUCGUCUUAGCCGCGCGAUAUUUGCGCGACAUUACUAGCUAAAUUGCUUUAUUUUUCUCGAAUGUGGUGGAGUAGAAUUAUGAAUAUAAUUGUGAGUAAAACGUAUAUGUGUAUGCAUUAGCUAUACUGUAUUGGCUGGAGGCAUGCCGCUAUGAGGUGAUCUUGGAUUCGUUUUUUAAAUUUUUGUAUAUGUUGUAUUAAUUCGGUAGUGUUGCAAUAAAAAAAAUCAUUGAGAGUACUAUUCUACAUUAUGUUCAUACAUAUGGCAUCGCAUGAAGGUUCUAUACCUAAUAAUUAGGUAUGUAUUUUUUAUAUUUAUUAACGUAAAAGAGAACAAAAUGUCUACGUAGUUUUAUGCACAAAAUUUCAUUGUUUAGGAAAAAUCGUCACUGGUCGUUUGAAAUAAGAAACCUCGGAUUACAAUUUGAAUCACGGAGAGGGGUGAUGUCAGCUCAAAAGAUAGGCAGGAACUAGUAAUAGAAGCCAUACUGUACGGGAGUAGUACUAAUGCUGUGCUAUUGGCAUAAGAAUAAGUAAACCGGACAGAAUCGACACUCAUAUGCUUCCCUUCAGAUAUCACAGGGUUGUCACAAAUUCAUUUGCAAUUUAACAAAUAAUUUUACGAUAUGACGUGCACACGUUGGAAUGAGUUAGACGCAAAGCUCUCACUGCGGUGCGGUCUGUUGCUUGCAAGCCCUAACUUAUAAACAAAAUAGGGCCGUCAACGCGCCUAUCUAGUUAUUACUGAAGCCACGAGUAUGUCGGUUCCACCUACAAUUUUAUUCUUGUGAUAUUGAUAAGAUUCUUAAGAUUGCCUCAUAUGUGUCGCCCCAGCCACCCUUCCUCGAAGCCACUGGCAGCUAGAUGGCGGCCGACCCUCGCGGCCAAACCAUUGUUUAUAUUAAGGAUCAUCAUCACAUGGUCAUUACCCGAGGCUAGUUUCUUCUUUAGUCGUAAGCUUUUAGAACUAUCGAAGCCUUUCCUUUUCAAGUAAGCAAUUGUUUUAAUUAUGCAUAUCACUUGUAUAUUAUGCUCAAAUUAGACGGAAUCGUUGGUUUGUUUAUUUAAUAGAAUUGUCCGUACAUUGUGCAGGGUGGGUUUGAAGUUAUUUGGUAUUUAUAAAAGUAUAGGGUGACAACCCUAUAUAUAUAUAUAUAUAUAUAUAUAUAUAUAUAUAUAUAUAUAUAUAUAUAUAUAUAUAUAUAUAAUGCGUGAAAUGUGACAUAUUACCAAUAGGUAAUAUGUCUCCAUCACUUACCUACAAACCAGGAAGAGGUAAGAGGUCAUUGGCUAUCAAAUGACCCAUCAAUAUAUCAAUGUUCCAAUUUCGAGAUUUUUUUUUUAUUAAACAAAGAUAUAUGUAAUUUUUAAGUCCAUUAAUAAAAAAUCAUCCAAGCAGAUAAUUUUCUUUUUUGUAUUGUAUAAAACUAAUGUGAUGCACAAUUUCACGUAUUAGAGUAAAUAUUUUAUUAAAUAUUUUUUAUAAUUUUUUUUUAUAAAUCUAUUGGAUUAGACGAUGUUUUUUUUUAGUCUUACAUUUUUAGCUAUAUAUAUAUAUUUUUUUUUUUUUUUUUUGUAUAAUUUGACAAUUGCACCCUGCACAAUGCGUAUAUACAUAAAAAUCAACGUAUAGCAAAAUGUACAACUCGUUUUCGGUAGUGAUGUUUCUAUUUUAUAUAAGCGACUAGGAAAUUUGUUAUGUCUGUAUAUUUUUGGUUGGGGAUGAGAAUUUUUCGUUUUGUAAUUUCAUAUAUUUUGAAUUUUAAUAUAUUUUGACUUGUUUGUAGCGCGCGUCGCGCCGCUGUCUUUACGGUUAUUAAGUUUUAUUUUAGUUUUUAUCGAUACGUCUUCCAUUUUACCUGUAGUCAAUUUUCGUUUUAUUAAUUGACUUAGUGUUAUAGCACAAUUUUUGACUAAAAUAUAUAUAUAUCGCUUGCUAUAGUUUUAACCUAGGUUAUAUAUUUUUAUGUCCCGAGCUUGGUAAUUGUAAGUCCCAAAGAUGCCGUAUAUAAUACGGUCUUAGAAUCCUUUUAGCAGUAUUUUAUAAUGUUCUAAAGAUUUGAUUUAUAGAUGUAACAAUAUGUUUUGUAAGUGGACACAGUUUAUAGCGUAUAAGUACAAAUGUAACUAACAGUCCCUAAGGUUGAUGAAUUGUUCAUAGUUAUUAUUAUUUGUGAUGUUGGUUUAUGUACUUACCGUGUUGGAACUUGAUGUUAUAAAAGAUCUAAUAUGUUUUCGAUUCACAGUCUUCUUUUUGAAUGGUUUAUUUUUACUAUAUCAGACCUCGUGUCUGUCGGGUGUUAAUUACUAAUUCACUUUGGCUAUGCACGUGUGACAGAUGUCAUCAUGACAAUUUUAUCGUCGUUAUCAUUUAUGGCCAUUGAAAUUGAGCGAUGAAAGUCACGCUGACAAAUAUCGCUUAUUUCUUACCUCUGUGUCACUUAUCAUAGGUAACUAUAAAACAUUCACAUAUGGCAUGUUCAUGAAUUUGAAUGAUGAAGAGUGAUGAAAUUUGUCAUACUGACAAAUGUCACUUAUACGUGCUAGUAUGUAUAUGGACUGUACAUUGUUGUGAUGUAAUCUUGCAAUAUUUAUUGUGUCUGUAGCUAAACAUUUCAAUUCAAAAUAAUGUUUUCCUAUUGGAUAUUAAAGCACCCGAACCAUUCAAACGAAUAAUAUUUAGAGAAUUAACCACGGUUAUAUAUAUAUAAUUGUUAUUUAUUUAGCUUAAUUCGUAUGUGGUCCUUAAUAUAAGAAUGUUUAUGGUGGAGCUUUGUAAUGUGCCAUAAUGAAGUGUUGCCAGCGGAAACACCAUAACCCUAAUGUUACCAUAUAUAAUAAAUUAUCUACAAAGUAAUUAAAUGACUCGAAAAUACUGAAUUCCUUCCUAUCGUGUAAAAUAACAAGAGCUAUUUUUUUGCUUUUUUAAUAUUUAACAAUUUAAUUUGUUAUUUUUUUUUAAAUAUAUAACUAUUGAAAUUGUAUUUUUUGUUAAUUAAGUUUCACUUUGAAUGUAAGUAGGAAAGAAUAAUGUAACGUACAUUUAUUAUAAAUGAAGUAUAUGUUGUUUCAUAAAUGCGCGCGUUGGAAGGUCGCUCCGCUCAAUUCUGUUCUUAAUUACCUAUUGAUAUUUCCUAUUCAUUUCUAUUCUAUUUUCUUAGCAAAUAUUAAUUUAUAUUCUCCAAAUAGUGUUAGAUUUCAGAUAUUAAGGCAUACUACUGACAUAAUUUUUUUAUUACUUUUUUUUUAUAAUUAUAUAUAUUUCGCAUUAAUAGGAUUCAAAUAUCCCUGAUGACUGAUCUCUAUGAAGUCAGAUCUAGGGCUUACUCUUUCUUAUGAAUAUUAUCCUUUAUUUUUCCUAUUUAGCUAAACGACACGGUUAGAGAUAAGCUUUAUUACUAGUAAAAUCUAUUAUAAACUCGUUCACGAAUUUCUGUUUUUUUAAAUAAAAAUAUGGCUUGACAUUUUGAAAUGUACAACCCUAUUUUUUUUGUUAUUGUUCUAGCAGUUAAUAUUAAUACUAAAAGUAACUUAUAUAUUAUUACUGCGUAAUUAAUUAAUUAAUAUAUGUUAAUUAAUAAAUUACUCGGCUAAAAUAGCGACCUUCCGACAGCAAAAUACCAUUCAUUAUAGAAUUCAUUGUGUAAUAAUAUACAUGGCAUCUUAAACUUAUUGUAUAUGUAAACUUAAAAAGUAAAACUAUUUGGUAGCUAUUUUAAGUAAGUUUUAGCCUAUCGCAAAUGUAACAAAUAUGAAAUGCAGAAGUAAUAAAUAUCUAUAUAUAUAUAUAUAUAUAUAUAUAUAUAUAUAUAUAUAUAUAUAUAUAUAUAUAUAUAUAUAUAUAUAUAUAUAUAUAUAUAUACCAUGAAGUAGACUGCUAUCAUUGAAAAUUUAUUCGGUCCCUUGCAGGUCUACUAUCCACUAGUCGGAUAAAAAAUUUUGUUUGAUCUGUUCUGGAAUUUUUGAGCAUUAUUUUUUUCUAAGAUUGAAAAUCGAACUGAUUUAAUUUUUUUUUUCAUAAUUUUCACGGUUCAGAUAUACGAUUAUACAGCCAAAGGACGUAUGAUAACUAGUGAGAUACAUACAAUGUCUAAUAUCAAAAAUUCCAUAAUCGAUCUUAUAAGGAACAUACUGUCCAUAUACGAAGUGCACAUAGAUUCCAUUUUUAGAAUGAAUACAAAAUUGGUAAAUAUUGUAACCACGUUAGGUUGUUAACCAAAAUAAGGGUACGACUAUAAGAUGUAUGCAUAAUAACAAUCGUGUGGUAUUUGUAAAUAUGUUGAAAAUGAAGCAUGAUUGAGUGAACAUCUAGACGGAAAGAUGAAAUUGUAAAAGGUGUCCUAUUUUAGUAAAUAUAAAUGACCAUUCGCCGAAGAAUGAGCUAAUAAUAACUUUAGAGAGUCAUAUAUAUAUAUGUAGACAUGUGAUUACGUGUUUGCAAAACCACAAACACUGCUAUAAAUGCGUAUACACAGCGACCAAAUCUAACAAAUAUAUAUUUUUUUUUUGGAAUUUAUUGAUCGAUCACAAGUCACCGGGAUACGUGGUGUACGAUUAUUGGCUAGCCGUGAUGUUGUGUUAUUAAUUUUGUUAGAUUAUGUCUAUAGAAUGUUUUAUAAAAUUAUUUAAACAGCUGUGUGUUGAUCCAUAUGUAAUGUACUUGAUGGCUUUAGUUAGUAGAGUCGAUAUUGCGUGUAGGUAAACGAAAUUGCAUGUUAGGAGGACGAAGCAUUAUUAUAAGAUUUUGUAACUAUAUCCCCUAACGUGGUUACAUUCACUCUACCCACAUAAAUACGCUCACAAUACAUAACUAAGGGAGUUGUUUCUACUUAUAUUUCAUUUAAUACUAUAUCUACUUAUAUUCCUGAACUGUUUUCUAUGAGUUUAAGUCAUGAAGUUUUCGCAAUGCAAUUCUAAGGGUAAAAAAGAAAAACACUUUUUUGUUGCGUAGUUCUAACUUUAAGAAUUUAGAAGAGAGAUACGUAAAUUAUUUUUGUCUCUGUUGAACAUAUGGAAGUCGUGCAAGCGUUACUCGCGAAUCUCACCGUCUACUUUCGGCAAAAUGUUUCAAUAUAUCUCUUUCUAACAAUAUAGGUGCGAAGGAGACAACACGAACUUUUUGUGUGUGUGUAAACGUUACGCGUGAGCAAUGUAUUUGCAGUUACAUCAACUACUCGCAGCGUUCAAUAUGUAACGAGACGCCUUCAGCCGACGACAUUGUAUUUCUAUAACUUAUUAUGAAUGAUGGACGGUUAUUAUAUUGUAAUGAAACGUGUGAAAGCUUUCCAAGUUAUUUAAAUAAGAAAUAUAAUGUGUCCAUUAGUAUGGGACGUAUUUACACGUAAGCAGUGUGCAGUGUGCAGUGUGCAGUGUACAGUGUGCAGUGUACAGUGUACAGUGUACGUUGCUAUCCGACCCGAUUCUCCUUGUACAAUUUAAGAAGAUGCAAUAACAAGUGAUUCAUGUAAUAUGUAUAAAGUAGUAUAUAGCAUAUUUUCUAUGUUUUUCGAUAUUUAGAUAAAUACUGCCAGUGUCGAUGUCAAGUAAAUGGAACGUACUAAGGUGUAAAGAUUUUUAAAUAUUUCUCCGUUCUCGGUGUACCGGCCCGCGCAGUGCGGGCUCGAUGACGCAAAUGGUGUCUAGAACAUUCAAUUCCAAGUCCUCGGCGCAGGAACUCGACUAAACUAGUGUUUAAAGUACUUUUAAAUUGUUUUGCGUGAUCAAAUCCUUGAUAGUAGGUAAAUUAACGUCCGUUGCCAAUAACCAAAUAGUAUUGAACAAUUCCUCCUUUUUUAAUAUCUUCAUAGUAGUUAAGUGAAUGUACUUGCGCACAAUAUGUAUGUGAGGAUGGCCCCGUUAUGUUUUGACAAAGUGCAGCGUCGCCUGCAAAUAUUUUUGGUAAUAUUUUACCUGUCAUAGGGAGUCGCGCUGUCCGCAUGCCCUCUUUAGAUCUGUCUCGCUGUAGAUAAUAAAUAUGAUGGCAUUUAAACUAGAGCUCAUAGAUUUUUUUCCAUUGUAGCACAAAAAAAGUAUUUUUCUCUCAAUAUUUCGGUAGUGGUUUCUUUAAUAGAUAUAUUUUCUAGCAUAGCUCAAACACACUUCGUUUACAAUUGGUAUUUGAGAUCAGCACGUACCUACAUGUACAUGUUAUACCUAUUUUACCGACGGACUGCGGAUACGAUUGUCAUGGUGUAUUUAAUCUUAAUACCUACGUUUAAUAUAUACUGAAAAUCUAUAUUUUUAACAAAUUUAAUUUUAAAAAUAUACCUAAUUAAUAAAAUCCUAAAGAUUAAAAAAUGAAAUUUUUAAUAUUUAUGUGUAUAGUAGUGUGUACUGCGAGGUGAUUAUAAAAUAACAAACGCUUAUAAUUUUCGUCUCCACAGAUUUGUGCAAAGAGAAAUUAUAUAAUUUACUGUCCAUGAAAUUAAUAAUCUAUACCUAACUGAUGUGUACAAAAAUCAGUAUGUUUCAGGCAUUUUGAAUCCGACUUAAUGUAUGUAAAAAUAAAUGUUGUUUUAAAAA
Molecule: messenger RNA, 9851 nt
Organism: Galleria mellonella (greater wax moth)
Lineage: Eukaryota; Metazoa; Arthropoda; Insecta; Lepidoptera; Pyralidae
Product: guanine nucleotide-binding protein G(s) subunit alpha
Exons: 10
Coding region: 7-1329 (440 amino acids)
Biological process (GO): adenylate cyclase-activating dopamine receptor signaling pathway; sensory perception of chemical stimulus
Cellular component (GO): heterotrimeric G-protein complex
Molecular function (GO): GTPase activity; GTP binding; G protein-coupled receptor binding
Source: RefSeq, a predicted model, not a curated record